AUGACCUAUCAGUCAAAGUCGUAUCGGAAGGUACCGAAAUUGGUUUGAUUCGCUCAAUUUUUCAAUCACAGCCGAAAAAUAAACCCACAAAAGACGGAACUUCAAAACGAGAUUGUAGGCGUGAAAAUGACAAAAGCUGCGCAGGAAGGAGAGGUUUUUAUAUGAAAAUCGAGCUUUUCUAUAGAAGUAUUUUCAGCCAAGGUUCAUUUCGUGUUCCAGAAAGGUGUUAUACUUCCGGUAGGUUUGGAAACAAACGUUUAUAUUUUUUAUGGAAUCCUUCUUCUUACGCUUCCGUCCUUGUGUGACGGUUGAGGAUUUCGAAAUCCCGGUUUCCCACUACCAACAUUUUUAAACCCCUUGAUUUUGGUCACAGCGGGGAUCGAACUUGUUACCCUCUGGACCGUAUACAGGCACACAACCUGUUGCGCUAAGACCGCUAAUUUCAGAUACGAUUUAAGACAACAUUCUUCUUCUUUGCUUUCAUGGAUAGUCAUACUUUUUGGUUCUGUUUUUCCUGAAAAAUGGUUUUGCUUACAGCACCAACCCGAUGCAGUCAAAACGAGCGCGCAAAAAAUUGUGUACGAAAAGUUUGUAAAGGUAUUUUUUGAUUGAAAAUGAACUUGAACUGUUUGAAAUUUUGAAGAAAAUUACAACUAUGGGCGUACAAGCUCUCGUCGAUGAAUAUCAAGAAAAGGUUAAAGUUUACAUUCCACAGCGUUUCUCGCGAGAAGUCUUCGACGCCAACCACCCAAAGAAUCGCUAUAAAGGUUAGACAAGAUUUUGCAAACGUAAUCUUAUUUUUUUUCUUUGGUGACGUACAAGGAAACUGUAUCGGGAGUAAAAAGGAUGAAGUGUAUUUUUGUGAUAUUGAUAAUCGAUUUUCUGAGUAGUUUCGAUUAAUUUUAGACACAUGAUUUGCUUUAAACUUGAAUUUAUUAUAAAUGAUCUCAGUCAAAAAACGGUCACAUUUCACAGACGUGGUUUGCAAUGACUAUACGCGUGUUGUUCUUACCGACGGGCACGAGAGCGGCGAUUACAUACACGCCAACUACGUCCACGGCCUUCAUUCGACUUUUAUUCUAGCGCAGGUUAAUGAGAGAAGUUGAGAAAUAAACAGAAGCGUGAGAGCAUCAGAAAUAAAGAGACACUAAAGAAAGAUAGUCUCUGGUGUCUCUAAAUUUCGCAUUCACUUUUUUCAUGCAACUAUGAAGUCAAUAUCACGUCAAGCCACUUUUUUAAGGGUCCAAAAGAAAACACGAUGUUAGACUUUUGGCGAAUGGUCAUACAAGAAAAGGUCGCCAUUAUUUGCAUGCUUUGUGAGGUAUAUUCACAACUGUACGAUCAAACUUGCUGAAAAUCAUAUUUCAGACGAUUGAGAACAACCAUCCGAAGUGUUUCCAAUACUGGCCUUUGAAGCUCGAAGAAUCGGCUAACUUUGGAGGUGGAAUCAUAAUUUAUAUGACUUGGCUUGCCGAAACUUUUUUCUUCGUUUUGAAGUUUUCCAGUAACUUAUCCUCAUCGAAUUCAAACCCGAUUCUUCCUUCAAUACGUACCUUAUAACUGGAUUUCUAAAAACAGGGAUAACGGUGACAACGACGGCGGUCGACACUACUGACGCCAACAUCACGAAAACCGUGCUCCGCGUAGAAACAGCUACGACUCGCCUCGUCGUCUGGCACCUUCAUUGCCGUUCUUGGCCCGACAAGUCGGUUCCACAGUCGAGCAUGUCCGUUCUGCGACUGUUGUUCUACACCCGCGCCACCGAAAUGCCCGUCGUUGUUCAUUGCUCUGCCGGUAUCGGUCGGACCGGAACAUUGGUUUUUUUGAUGAGAGAAUCCGUUAGGUAGGUUUGAUAUUCUAGGUGGCCAUCGAAGCCGGCUUGCAAACGUUGAACGCAGGCAAGCCUUUGGACCUCGUGGAGACCUGCCGACUUAUCCGCAGUGAGUUUUUUGGCCCUGCUUCCGAAUGAGUUCACGGACACUGAACCAUUGCAGACUGCCGUACGAGCGCCGUUCAGGUCGACCUACAGUACCUUGCAAUGGCGGAAUGCAUUGCUGAAUACGGUCGAGUGAUUGGUUACUACACAGAUUCAAAUCUUAUCCGCGUAUGAUGCAGUUGAUCACCACAACUUACUCAUUUUUGCAAUUUAGGCCGUUGAGGAAUUCAAAGAGAACACUGCAAAGUACGUGGCCAAAGCCAUGGCAAACGGAGCCGUCGUUCAGCCGUGUAUCGCACCCCCUGCACAGGUUCCACUUCGAGACGAAUAGCAAUUUUCUUCGUGAUUUCAGGCUCCCGCGCCUAAAUUUGAAGAGAAGAGCGACGAUGACGAAGACGAGGGUUCCACGGUCAAGAAGAAGCCGGCGCCAAAGACCUGGAAGGUGGAGGAGUUGCUGGCUGUGCAGAAAGACAUGAGCGUUGCCGUUGGUGUCAGCCCACUCGACGAGAAUCCAGCUCCCAAUAGGAAUACGAGACAGCGGUCGAGGCCAUCGCGCAACGCGGUACUCUCAACAAAAAACUUGGAGAGAAAAUAAAUUUUGCAGGAUUCCUCAAAGUUGAGGAACAAAGUCAGCACCAUGUUGGCUCCGAAAAAUCCGAACCGAUCGUUGAAAGUUAAAAAAAAGGGUGGAAAGACUGCAAGAACGGUCCAGAGAAAGCCAUUGACGGCUACAGUCUCAUCACAUGAGAUGCAACCAGUUGAGGCUCUCAAACCUCGUUCUUCCGGCGAUUUGAAAGAGCAGAGGAGUCGGGAUUCGACCAAGGUUCACAAGAAGCAAGUGGCAACCUCGCGAGACGCGAGACCGACGCCUCCUGUAAUCGAGGUUUCAGAAUAGAGUUUAAGGAAUUCUCGGCAAUUUCCCGAUUACAGUUGCCAGCUCGAAAUGCAUCAUUAGAAGGUGGUCAGGAAUCGAGAAAAGUACCAAAGAAGGUUGGCUCUGACUUGAUAUAUUCAGCGGUUUCACUAAAAUAAUUCUAGAAGCAUUCUGGUGAAAUGCUACAAAAAACGACGUUCGUCAAGCUACAGGACGAGCACGCGGCCGCCAGAAGCCUGAUGACGAAGCCGGCGGUCACCCCACCGACACCCGACGAAAAGCCGGAACAUUCAUCGGAACAACUGUCCAAACCUAGGGUCUGUUUUAUCUUCUUUGUCAAGUUUUACCAGAGUGGUCAUUUUGCGAAUAUUGUGUUUAUGAGUUUUUUCUAUAUGUAGUUUUUUUAGAUUUAGAUCCAUUUUUUUACCAUAAAAAAUAUUUUGAGACUUUUCUCUCAAAAUUUUGUUCCUUCGAACAUUUUUCAAUCUCCUCAGCGAUUCUUUUUUAUUCGAAUAUCUUUUAUUAUUAUUUUUUUUCAGGUGUGCCCCCCGAGCGUCUACUACCGAAUGCCCAGAGAAUGA
Caenorhabditis auriculariae is the source of this 3391-nucleotide messenger RNA. The record is from the annotation of a GenBank genome assembly. NCBI's taxonomy places the organism in Eukaryota, Metazoa, Nematoda, Chromadorea, Rhabditida, Rhabditidae.